Bactrocera neohumeralis is the source of this 999-nucleotide messenger RNA. RefSeq names its product ATP-dependent DNA helicase PIF2-like. The coding region runs from base 1 to 999 and encodes 332 amino acids. Gene Ontology annotation, biological process: DNA repair; telomere maintenance. Gene Ontology annotation, molecular function: DNA helicase activity. Lineage: Eukaryota; Metazoa; Arthropoda; Insecta; Diptera; Tephritidae. The transcript has a single exon. The record is from RefSeq and is a predicted model, not a curated record.
AUGUCAGAAGAUAUUUUACAUCGAAUUCGUGUCAGCUCCGAUCUUGAGGUGAAUGAGGAAAUGCAUAACCAGACUUUGCUCUUGAUCGAAAAUAUGUAUUACCUCAUGUGCGGUAGUUUGUUAGUUAGGUUAGGAAUGCCAGCGCCAGAUCGCGGAAUGAAUGGCGCAUUUAAUACAGAAAUAGAACGUGAACGUGAAUAUGAUCCACAUGAACUAAUCCAAUCAGUUCAAUCGAAUGUACUGCUGUUGAAUCCUAAGCAGAAGGAAGUCUGUGAUACACUGAUUAAUGCAAUUGAUGAUGGCAACGGUGGCUUAUUUUUUUUAGAUGCCCCCGGUGGAACUGGGAAGACAUUCCUCAUGUCAUUAAUUUUGGCCACUGUACGUGCGAGAUCCGAAAUUGCGGUAGCAAUUGCUUCUUCUGGAAUAGCGGCCACAUUGUUAGAUGGAUGCCGUACGGCUCACUCAGCGUUAAAAUCGCCAUUAAACCUUCAAACUACUGAACAGCCGACAUGUAACAUUUCGAAACACUCCGCAAUGGCUAAAGUUUUAGUAGAAUCAAAAAUAAUCAUAUGGGACGAAUGCACAAUAGCGCACAAACGCGCAUUGGAAGCACUAGACCGAACAUUAAAAGAUCUACCCAAUGACUCGAGAUAUUUUGGUGGUGCAAUGAUUUUGUUAUCUGGAGAUUACCGACAAACACUACCAGUCAUUCCAAGAUCUACUGCUGCCGACGAAAUAAACGCUUACCUCAAAGCAUCAAAUCUGUGGCGAUAUGUAAAGAAACUUCAACUGCCUGUAAAUAUGAGAGUUGCAUUGUUGAACGAUCUAGCUGCUGACGAUUUCUCGAAACAAUUGCUGACUAUCGGUAAUGGCCGUGUUCCUGUUGACGAAUCGGGCGGUUUGAUUUCAUUUCCUUCAAAUUUUUGCAAUUUCGUCUCAUCAAAGGACGAGCUUAUCAACAAGAUGUCGUUGCUAACCAAAAAAAUACUAAAUGGUUAA